UAAGCAUACCGACGAGGUCUAGAAUUAAGCUAUCCUUACUGGUAGUGCCCUCAAUUUAUCUUUCUGACGUCUCCUAGGCUUGAUGUCAUAUGAUGCUACAUACUAUUGCAAAUAUCUGACCUAGGAAUCCGAUCUACUUGCGUUUGCCUCCCGUCGCGUCUGGCGCGGCCUACCCCCCGUUCGACCCCCACACGUGACGGACUCAUUUACUUCCGUUCUAAUUGCGUCGCAUAUUUACCUCGAUCCAUGCAGCAAACUAAAGCACAAUGGCCCGAAAGUACGCGCUAUCAGAGUCCGAAUCGGAGCCCGAAUCAGCAACCAGCCGGUCAGCUGUUCCUUCCGAUGACGCGCUAGAGCAAGCUUUACGUGACACCGUCGCCAAUAUCUACAAAUUGGGCAAGUUGGAGGAAUUGACGGUCAAGCGCGUGCGACUCGCUGCAGAGAAGUCGCUCCAGCUGGACGAGGGCUUUUUCAAGACACAGGGUGACUGGAAAGCUAGAAGUGAAGAAGUCAUUCGCAAUCAAGUGGAGAGUGAAGAAAAAGCCGCCGUGGAGUCGGCCCCAACAGACGAUGAAAGUCAAUCAGACCAUGAAUUAUCUUCGGAGGACGCGAAACCCGCUAAACGGAUCAAAACGAGUACUACCGCCGCAUCACGCAAGCGACAAAAGACUAGCCCCUCGAGUGCCAACCAGGAUAGAAUCUCAGAGUCAGUGGACGAGGAUGAUGAGGACGGAGUAAAGCCUUCCGCGAAAAGACAGACCAAGGCCACAAACAAGACACAGAUCAAAACCAGCGAAGAGCCCGCUUCCGACACCGACGCCGUCAAUGGAAAAGACGACAAGUCAGAGGAUAAAGUCGAGUCUGAGAGUGAAAUGUCGGUGGUUAUUGAUGAAGAGCCGAAACCCAUUCGCAAGCGACAGAAGAGCGCCGAGACAACCUCGCGAAAAGGAAAGAAAUCGGCACCGGCCAAGGGAGCCAAGGGGAAAGAUGCAGAUCAAGACCCCAACCAAGCGGAGAUCAAGCGACUGCAGGGAUGGUUGGUCAAAUGCGGGAUUCGCAAAAUGUGGGCGAGGGAGCUGGCUCCUUUCGAUACUCCCAAAGCCAAGAUCAAGCACCUUAAGGACAUGUUGAAGGAGGCCGGCAUGGAAGGGCGUUAUUCCGUGGAGAAGGCCAAUCGCAUCCGCGAGGAGCGUGAACUCAAGGCUGACCUUGAAUUGGUGCAGGAAGGGGCCAAGCGAUGGGGAAAGGAAGCUGGCAGCGAGGACAGUGAAGAUGGCCGGCCUAAACGGAAACUGAACCGAGGGCGUCGAGGCUUAGCCUUCCUGGAGGAUGAGGAUGGCGAAGAGACAGACUGAGGGGGCUGCAUGGAUGCUGCUGGCUUGUGCAAGGUCUUCCCGGGGCAGGCUCUGGAUGUCCGAGUUGUUCAAUAGUAUAAGAUAUCUGAGAUACCACUAGCAUUCCCUCUGCCUUCAUUUUCCUGACUUCGUUCCGCCCAUGCGU
Aspergillus saccharolyticus JOP 1030-1 is the source of this 1500-nucleotide messenger RNA. RefSeq names its product putative transcriptional regulator. The record is from RefSeq and is a predicted model, not a curated record. The transcript has 2 exons. Bases 267 to 1355 code for a protein of 362 amino acids. NCBI's taxonomy places the organism in Eukaryota, Fungi, Ascomycota, Eurotiomycetes, Eurotiales, Aspergillaceae. Gene Ontology annotation, cellular component: nucleus.